AACAUUAUGGACAUGUUGUUGGAUUUAAUUGUCAAAAAAAGUCUAUUGUCAAAGACGUUAAUGGAAAUAUCCAGUCCUUAACUUAUGCUUGUAUGGAAGGAAAGUUCUUCAACAAAAAAAACAAUAAGCAUAAAAAAAUAGUUCCCUGUGAAUGGAAAAUUACAAUUUCAUAUAUUAAGUCUGAUAAAUAUAUUAUCGUAACUAAGUUUUUAAAUCAACAUAAUCAUGAGCUUUUUUCGUCCUUAUAUAAUUCUGAAUGGUGGAGAUCACAUGUCAUUGACAACACAAAUAUGAAAGCAAUAUCAAAUAACCAAAUAAUCAAUCAAAAUAAUAAUGAGAGAGAAAUCUUUAUGAAUUCUGAUUUAUUACAAGAAAAUCAAGACAUUUCCUUUGUGUCGUUUUUGAAAAAGGUUUAUAAAGAUAAUCUUUGGAUCUUAGAUAACAUUGGACAUCCUUUGACAUUAUAUGAAAUAUUAAAAAAUAUACCAGGUUCACAUAUUAAUGAUCUUGAGGUCCCACGUGUACAACAAUUCUCUGAAACUCCCAAGAUUAAAAAGGAUUUAUUGGAAUUAUCCGUCGAAUGGUCUCUUUUUGAUGUGAACUUUUUAUUUGAACAAUUAUUGAAUAGUGAUUUUAAUUCGGCUCCAACAACUUCUCAAAUUUUUGAAUUUUCAAAUAUUAAUAUAACCGACAAAUGUCCUGCCGAUAUUGAGAAAGAGCUCAAUUGUUACUUACGGAAAGUAUAUCCAUUAUCUGCAGAUAAUAAUGAAAGUGGUGAGAUAAAUAAUAUACCAAAUUUAAAUAAGAUUAAAUAUAGUCGUCAGUAUGCUAUAGAAGUAGUUUCAAAGGAUCUUGUUAAGAGUUUACAAACUUUCAUUUCAAAAUCACGGAAUUGUCCUAAAUUUUCAUUGUCAUCAGAUAUCUUAUCAGAACAACAACCAAUCAAUAAUAAUUCAACAAAUUCUGAUUGUUUUACAAUUAAAUGUAAAAAAUCAAUCAAUAAUGCUGAUACAGAAAAUAAUGGAUAUGUAAUGACAACAGCAGCACAAGAACUUUCUGAUGAUUGGAUAAUAGGUCAAGAUCUCAAAGAAUAUGAUUAUAAAUUUCUUGAUGAUUUUGAAAAUAUUACUAAUGAAGCAUUAACAAAUCCAACAUAUAAAUUAGAAGAAAAUCAAAUAGAAGUACAUAACAUUGAAAAAGAAAAUCCUAAUCCAAUUAUAGAGAAUAUCAAUAAGGAUAUUGUUGUAGAGAAUAUUACUGAGGAUAAUGUUAUUAAUCAAAAUACAAGUAAUAUUAUAGAAAAACCAAAACCAAAGAAGAAAUCACGAAAAUCUGGAUUUAGAUAAAGUAUAAAUAAAUUUAUAUAAUUUUGGAUUAAAAUAAUUCUUGAACUUUUGUAAAUAUAUAUAUUUUUAAUGAAAUGUUUGCCAUAAUAUUA
This is a messenger RNA of Rhizophagus irregularis DAOM 181602=DAOM 197198, 1438 nucleotides long. NCBI's taxonomy places the organism in Eukaryota, Fungi, Glomeromycota, Glomeromycetes, Glomerales, Glomeraceae. The record is from RefSeq and is a predicted model, not a curated record.